Molecule: messenger RNA, 813 nt
Organism: Triticum dicoccoides
Lineage: Eukaryota; Viridiplantae; Streptophyta; Magnoliopsida; Poales; Poaceae
Exons: 3
Coding region: 107-511 (134 amino acids)
Source: RefSeq, a predicted model, not a curated record
AACUUGGAAUAUAAUGUGAGGCUCCCCGUGCCCCUUUUGCCUGGGAAGCGAAAUCAGACCACCCAAACAAACCCUAGAUCCACGACGCCUUGCUCUGACAGACCUGAUGGCGCUUCGCUCUGCCCUGAGGAAGAUGCCUGCCCUCGGUAGGUCGCUCGGGAUGGCCCCCCGUAUGGGCCUCAUGCACGCGCUCUCGCUCUCGCCGCCGGCGUGUUCUCGCCUGAUGUCCCAUGUCCCACAGCCACAGGAAGAAGACCUGUUUUAUUCUGAUGAAGCGCGCGCCAAACGGCGCGAGCGAAUCAAACGCAAUGAAGCAAGUUUUGAGGAGAGCAUGAAGAAUGUGCAGAAAGAUUUGGAUUUUUUGAAAGAACUUCACAGUCGUGAAUGGCCUGAUCCUCGAGAAAAUUUCCUCAAGGAGCUUCGCAAAUUUGAGAAGAAAUGUGACAUUGCUCUUCUUGUACUAGUGCCUACAACUGCUGUGCUCUUUAUGAGUAUACCAUAUUACCUUUAGUGGGUUAUAAGAAACACACUACCUUAGUUUUAGCUAUCAUGGUUGUAGUGAUCGAGGCUUUAGGCAUUAAGUAGCUACCUAUUAUCCGGGUUUGACUCCUGUAAUCUGAAUGCAUCAUGGUUUUAGUGAUCAACGUUCCAGGCAUUAUUAAGUAGUGGGUUUGACCCUUGUAGUAAUCUGAACUUGUCCAAGCUAUAAUGGUUCUAGUGAUAGAGGUUCCAGGUAUCAUGUAUUAUCCGGGUUUGACUUCCUGUAAUCUGAAUGCACCUACUUAUGCUAAACAGUGGAUGCUACUCGUCCAA